This is a messenger RNA of Biomphalaria glabrata, 3692 nucleotides long. RefSeq names its product serine/threonine/tyrosine-interacting-like protein 2. The transcript has 6 exons. Gene Ontology annotation, molecular function: MAP kinase phosphatase activity; protein tyrosine/serine/threonine phosphatase activity. Bases 292 to 1488 code for a protein of 398 amino acids. Gene Ontology annotation, cellular component: cytoplasm. Gene Ontology annotation, biological process: protein dephosphorylation; negative regulation of MAPK cascade. NCBI's taxonomy places the organism in Eukaryota, Metazoa, Mollusca, Gastropoda, Planorbidae. The record is from RefSeq and is a predicted model, not a curated record.
UUUUCGCUUAGUUUUAUCUAGAUUUUCUAAUCUAGAUUUAGACGUCUAUAGAUGGGUUACUGUCAAACAUCAUCACUCGUGAUAAGAUUUAGACUAGAAUAAAUAUCUAAAUUCUAGAUCUAACUCUUCUAAAUAAAUAGAUUUAAGACUAAGAAGUCGCCUAUAUUAUAACUAUAAUAUAAUUAUAAUAUACCGUAACAUAACUUGAGUCUUGACUUAAGUUUAGAUGAUUUAUGAUUUGAACUUGAUGAUUGACUUGUUCUGUGACUGUGAUCAUUCUUCCACCAGCCCAUGAAAAAUUUCACAAUGGAAACAUUUGAUGAGGACAGGCCAUGCAGUAUUGAAGAACUAGAAAAUAUCAUCACAUCACCUACAGGGGGACUGACAAUGCUGCCAAGCACAGCAUUUGAUAAAAUAUGUGAAGGAAUUUUCCUUGGGGAAGGUGAUACAGCUAAGAAUGUGACAACUAUGAAGCAGCUCGGUGUCACUCAUGUUCUUAAUACUGCUCUUGGGAAGGAUGCUUUUCAUGUGAACACUAAUCACGUCAUGUAUCAGAGAAAAGGCAUCAAGUUCCUCGGCCUAGAAGCCACAGAUGCCAUGCACUUUGACAUGACCAAAUAUUUUUACCCAGCGGCAGAUUUUAUUCAUGAAGGACUGACAUCAGGAGGACAGGUGUUUGUUCAUUGUGUUCAGGGUGUGAGUAGAUCUGCUACUUUGGUCAUUGCCUAUUUGAUGAUUAAAAGUCACAUGACAGUCCAGGAUGCUGUUCGGCUGGUUCGUUCUAGAAGAGAAAUUUCUCCAAACCCUGGGUUCUUACAGCAGCUGUGCAAUUUGAAUGAAGAGCUUAAAAAAUCUGGCCACUUUCCUCAUACCAACUCCACCUUAGCUGCAGCUAUUGAAAACAGUGAUGUGGAAGAUGAUUGUGGAGAGGAAGAGACGUGCACUGUUAAAGACCUUGAAGAGAUUCUUACAGCACCCAUUCAAGUACCAUCAUCAUCGUUAAGUCAGAUCAACGAAAAUAUAGCUCUUGGUUUGAGCCACUUCAUGAACAGCAGUGAUAGACUUCAAAGAUUUGGGAUAACUCAUGUUUUAAAUAUGUCCUACAAGCAGGGAGAUGAUUCUGACACCCCCCUGUAUCAACAAAUGGGAGUUAAGUUUCUUGGUAUUGAAACCCAGGAUACUUUAACAUUUGAUAUGACUCCAUAUUAUGAACUUGCUGCUGACUUUAUUGAUGAUGCUGUUCAGAUAAAUGGGUGUGUUUUUAUUCAUGGCGUUGAUGGAGUAAGCUGCUCAGCAACAGUGUUGAUUGCUUACUUGAUGAUCAAGAAACACUACUCUCUCAAGGCAGCAGCAAGAUAUGUACGCAGGAAGAGAGACGCUUGUAUCAAUGCCAACUUUCUUCAGCAGCUCUGUGAUUUAAACUUAAAGCUCCAGCAAUGUGGACAUUUUAAGUUAAGGAAAAAUAAUUUUACUGACCCAAUUAAAUGAAAAUGUAGUUUGAGUACAUUGUUUAUUUUGUUGAUUUUUUUUCAGCAUAACUAUUAUAUCUAUCAAUUGAUACACAAAAAUAGUGCUAGUAUAUGAAAAUAGUCACUACAAUAGUCAAACUUAACUUAUGGAUAAUAAAGAUUAUUAUUAUUAUUAUUAAAAUCAUUUUGUUACAAAAACAAGAUUGAAUGAUGCAUUAAGUUCCUGUUUAAGUUUGGAAUAAAAGGCAUGAAAUACUGAAACCAUUGAGUUUUUAAUAUCUCUGUGCUCUAUUACAAACAUUAAAAAUGAUCAUUGUGUUAUUUCUGUAUAAGUAAGUCCUUCACUGACAAAUGUAUUAUCAUCAACUCAGAGACAUUUGCCCUUAGCAAUAGAUUCUGUAAAUUGUACAAUCUAUGUUUAGGCUGAGAUAUUUUAAGUAGCAUUUCAAAAGCAUAGCACCUUAUUAUUCAGGCUACUUAAAUUGCUCCAUUGAAAAGCAUAGCACCUUAUUAUUCAGGCUACUUAAAUUGCUCCAUUGAAAAGCAUAGCACCUUAUUAUUCAGGCUACUUAAAUUGCUCCAUUGAAAAGCAUAGCACCUUAUUAUUCCGGCUAUUAAAUUGCUCCAUUGAUAGCUCCAUUGAAAAGCAUAGCACAUUAUUCAGGCUACUUAAAUUGCUCCAUUGAUAGCUUUGUGAUAUUGCUAAGUAUUUUCUCCAUUUAACUGAAACUCUAACAAUAAAAAAUUCAUCUUCAUUUGAGGGUCUCUCUUGUCAAUAUGAUUUAGGUGGAAGUAUAUGUGAAAUAGAUUGUCCUGCAGUAUUUAUAAGUUUGUGUAACACAAACUCUGUUUAUCUUGUUCUGUAAUCGAUUCAUUUGGUUAGUUCAGGAUGAAAUACAUCUACUUUGUUUUUUGUUGGCGUUGUUAUUAAAAAAAGGGUACUUAAUUUUCUUCAAAAGAAAAGAAUUUUAGAUUUUUACAUAUGCAAGUGAUAUUGUUAUGUUUUUGUUUUUCAUUCGACUAGUUCGUUGGUUUUCCUAGUGAUGCCAACUCCCACUGUUUGAAAGGCAUGGGAAAGAGUUAACGAUUAACGAGAGUGUCCUAACAAAUGAACAAAAAAUGUUUCUUUGUCAGCAUUUUAAAAAGUUCUGUUGUUUUUUUUGUUUGUAUUUGUAAAUUAUAGCUUACUUUUUUUAAUAUAUUUUCUUUAAUAUUUUAUUUUUACACCGUGUAGUAUCUAAAUUUAAUUUCGUGUAUUAAUGUUGCAACACAUUAACUUAUGCCAAAUCUUUCCAUUUUUUUAAAGUUUUGUAUUUUGUGUUUGACUAAGUCAUGAUAUCACAGAGAGGCUACUGAAAAGCAAAAGCACCCACUCCCCUUUUUAUUCUAUUGUAAACUGUCUUUUUAUAUACUAUGCUGAUGUGUUCAGCAAUUAUUCAUUUACUUAAAAUAAAAAUUAAAUAAUUAAGUUUUCAAGGCGUGAAAGCAUGACCAUAUCCAGACUUAGGAUUGGCCAUACCUACAUUAUGCACUUUUUUGUGCUAAAGAGAGAAGAGCCCCCGCUGUGUGUGCACUGUGACUCUUGUCUCACCGUGGAACAUAUCCUCCUUGAUUGCCCCCAGAUACCAGGGUAUUAGAGUGAAUACCAGGGUAUUAGAGUGAAGUAUUUUGGCGCCAACAACUUGAAAACACUGUUUGGUCAUGUCGACCCUUGGAAAAUACUGAGCUUUAUCAGAAAGAUGGGGUUGACUACAAUAGGGCAAAGUAAUUUUAAUAUAUACUAUUUACAACAGAUUUUUAUUAAAUUAUUUAAAUUUUUACCAACACUGACCUGCAAAGUCACAACCUAUGGUCAGUGUAGACUAAUAGCUACUUGCCACAUCACAGGUAUGUAUGACCUGUAAAGUCACAACCUAUGGGCAGUGUAGACCAAUAGCUACUUACCACAUCGCAGGUAUGUAUGAUGUGGCAACAAGCUGAGCUAUUGGUAUCCACUGCCAGCAGGCUGGGCUGCGACCUUGCAGGUCAGUGUUGAGGCCUACAAUUGGUCUUGGUCUGGUGACUCUCUUAUGAGUAACUCUUCAUGGCAACUUUCCCAAGUCCUCUUUUAGUCAAACACAAAUAGUCAUUACAUGUUUUUGUUGACUCCAUUAAAGCCUGACAUGUUAAAUAUCAAUAUAGCUUCCUGUGAUGAUAGAAUUAAACAGUUGUAAAGCUCUUUUA